Rhipicephalus microplus (southern cattle tick) is the source of this 1416-nucleotide messenger RNA. RefSeq names its product epoxide hydrolase 4. Lineage: Eukaryota; Metazoa; Arthropoda; Arachnida; Ixodida; Ixodidae. Gene Ontology annotation, molecular function: catalytic activity. The record is from RefSeq and is a predicted model, not a curated record.
GCUGUGUCAGGCCUGCAUAGGCGAUGGCAGCAGGCAGCUCGUAACAGCUCACCGUGCUAGGUGUUACGUGCAGCAGGAAAUUUCGGUUUGAACAUUACGAGUCGCAUUAGGUCAUCAGUGAACAGCCCACACGCUUCUCCGAUGUCAAGUCACUCAGUGCUCACGUUCAGGUCUUACUGAUUUCUGCAGAACUAACAUUCACACGCCAUUCUUCAAAAGAACAGACAUCAUGUGGGGCCUGCUGAGGACUCAGUUCGUGGCGACGUUGACGUACAAGGCCCUGUGGCCUGCUGUAAGCAGAGUCCUGUUCCUGAUUUUCGGGGCAUUCCACUUACUGCGGAUGUGCCUGUGCAUUGCAGCCGCAGUUUGCCUGAAGGGACGCUCGGUGCUCGAUCUUAAGGAGAGGACCGAAGAGCCGGACUGCCUUAGGGACCCCGCCCUGGGAACUCACGAGUUCGUCACUUUGGAUAAUGGCAUGACGCUGCACUAUGUUUCUGCCGGAAGCCGACACAACUCAUUGGUGAUUUUGCUCCAUGGUUUUCCCGACAUUUGGUACACGUGGCACAAGCAGAUACUCGAGCUCAAGAAAAAAUACUGGGUGGUCGCUCCAGACAUGCGGGGGUACGGUCAGUCUUCAAGGCCAUCCAGUGCUGAGGAGUACCAGUUGUGCUACCUGGUCGAAGAUAUCAGCGGCCUCAUACAGUCAUUGGAGAGGAACAGGGUGAUCCUAGUUGGCCACGACUGGGGUGCCAUCGUUUCAUGGUGCUUCGCGAACAAGUACCCGGAUGCGGUCGACAAGCUGGUCGUCGUCAACGGGGGCCACCCGGAAGCACUGAGGCAGCUGCUCAAGACAAGCCCCGUGCAGAUGCUCAAGUCGGGCUACAUGGUCGCCUUCCGAUGUCCCAAAAUACCAGAAUUGUGGCUUACCGUGGACGACUUCGCAGAAAUGAAGCACCUGCACAACGACUGCGACGAUGUAGAAGAAGUAACCUCCGUGCGGCAGUACGCGUUCUCAAAGCCAGGUGCUAUGACGGCGGCGAUCAACUAUUACCGUGCCACCUACUCCAAGGAGCGGCAGCUGAAGAACUUCCAGUACCGCCGACUCAAUGUACCCACGCUCCUGCUGUGGGGAUCCAGAGAUCCGUACGGGACUACGCAAGUGGCCGAGCUGAGUCGGCGCUACUCUUCGAAGGUGACCGUCCAGUUCUUGCAAGAUUGUGGCCAUUGGCCUCACCAGGAAAAUGCGCCGGUCGUCAACCAGGCCCUCGAAGCUUUCUUAGGAACCAGUGCCUCUUUUGAUUCGGCCAGGAGAGCUCGACUGAAAUGCUGUCGGUCAUCGCUGUGACGCUGACAGCAUGAGUAGCACUGACAGACGUUCGUAUGCUGGUCCAUAAAUUAAAAUAACCGGGAAUCAAA